This is a messenger RNA of Candida tropicalis MYA-3404, 417 nucleotides long. RefSeq lists its product as uncharacterized. The coding region runs from base 1 to 417 and encodes 138 amino acids. The record is from RefSeq and is a predicted model, not a curated record. The transcript has a single exon. Lineage: Eukaryota; Fungi; Ascomycota; Pichiomycetes; Serinales; Debaryomycetaceae.
AUGGUAGUUAAUAUUGCAAUUUCAACUGAAUCUAGAAGAACCGUAUUGAGAAAGCUUGGUAUUUUUGGUUCCAUAGCUAUUGGAUUAUUUAUUGUUGGUAAAAAACAUAUAGCAUAUCAAAAACAAGCACGUCAUGAUAAAGAAUCUGAUUCAAGUAUAAAACAUGAAAUUAAUCAACAAGAAGAAGAAUUUGGUUAUGUUACUAAAAGAAGAGGAUUCCCAUUAACUAAUCCAAAUUUGGAUUAUACUUCACCUGAUAGACAAUCAAAAUAUGUUGGUAGUGGAGAUGCAUUUAGUUCGAGAAGACAAGGAGAUAGAUUAUCCUUAUUCCAGGUUAUUAAAGCAAAAUGGCUCUCUGAUGAAGCUGAAGAAAGCAAAUAUUAUACACCUAGUAGAGAAGAUAAACUUGACAAAUAA